AUGUCUGGAGCUGUACAGAGCUUUACAUUGGGACCCACUUUGGAGCUGUUGGUCCCAGCCUCCAGGCUGGGUCUGGAGGGGCCCUGCUGGGUGGACCUGGGGUCUACAGGGGCUUUUUGUCGAAGUGCCUGCCAGCCACUGGGCUCCCUGGGGGGCCUCACGGGCCACGGCUUUGGCAGCCUGUUGGGUCUGGCCACUGACUCAGAGGGUAAUGCUAUUGUGGCAGACAAGCAGCAGUGUCAGGCUGACCCUUUCCCUUGGGCUAGGACACCCUUCUGCAUGGUGUUCGAGGGGCUGGGGAAGCCCUCAGGCAUGGCCUCUGUGCCCCAGAGCCAGCUCAUGGUGAUGGACGCAGGGGCCGGCUACAUGUAA
Molecule: messenger RNA, 372 nt
Organism: Myotis brandtii (Brandt's bat)
Lineage: Eukaryota; Metazoa; Chordata; Mammalia; Chiroptera; Vespertilionidae
Gene: NHLRC4
Product: NHL repeat containing 4
Exons: 1
Coding region: 1-372 (123 amino acids)
Source: RefSeq, a predicted model, not a curated record